Molecule: messenger RNA, 1409 nt
Organism: Camelina sativa (false flax)
Lineage: Eukaryota; Viridiplantae; Streptophyta; Magnoliopsida; Brassicales; Brassicaceae
Biological process (GO): transmembrane transport
Cellular component (GO): membrane
Molecular function (GO): transmembrane transporter activity
Source: RefSeq, a predicted model, not a curated record
GAUAUAUAAAAUAAGGCAACAGCUCACAAAGGAGACAUAGCACUCAUCAUUGAAUGUAGUUAAAGUCUCCUCCCUAUGCUCUCCGAUCUGAUCCAUAAUAUUUGUAUAGUUAUCUAUUACUACAUUCACCGUAACUUCACACCGGAGAGACUUCUUACAAGUAGAGUUAAAAGAAGAGAGAGAGAAAAUGGUGGUAGGUGUCAAUUUCAAGGAGAUUAGAACCAAGAAGACUUUGAUUGGCCUUGGUUUGGGACAGCUCCUCUCACUUCUUUCUACUUCUAAUGGUUUUACAUCUUCUGAGCUCGCUAGGAAAGGGAUCAAUGUUCCAACAUCGCAAACAUUCCUAAAUUAUGUGUUACUGGCAAUCAUAUAUGGAGGUAUUAUGCUGUGUCGAAGACCAGAAAUUAAGGUGAAAUGGUAUUACUAUUUCCUCCUUGCUUUAGUUGAUGUGGAGGCGAAUUUUGUUGUGGUGAAGGCUUAUCAGUACACAUCGUUGACAAGUGUCAUGCUAUUGGACUGCUGGGCGAUCCCUUGCGUUUUGGUCUUGACUUGGGUUUUCCUGAAAACAAAAUACAGACUGAUGAAGAUCAGUGGUGUGGUUAUCUGUAUUGUUGGUGUUGUUAUGGUAGUCUUCUCAGAUGUUCAUGCAGGGGAUCGAGCUGGAGGAAGUAAUCCUAUCAAAGGAGAUUUUCUUGUCAUAGCUGGGGCAACCUUAUAUGCAGUCAGUAAUGCCACUGAGGAGUUCGUUGUGAAGAAAAAUGGAGGAGACACAAUUGAGUUGAUGACCUUUUUGGGAUUUUUUGGUGCCAUUAUUAGUGCCAUUCAGAUAAGCAUAUUUGAACGUAGUGAGCUCACAGCGAUUCACUGGUCAACUGGAGCUGUUUUUCCUUUCCUUAGAUUUGCACUCACAGCGUUUCUGUUCUACUCAUUAGUCCCGGUAUUACUCAAGACUAAUGGUUCAACAAUGUUCAACCUCUCGUUGCUCACAGCAGACAUGUGGGCAGUUAUGAUACGCAUUUUCGCAUACCAUGAGAAGGUGGACUGGCUAUACUUCUUGGCUUUUGCUACUACAGCUAUAGGACUGAUCAUAUACUCAAUUAAGGAAAAGGAUCUUGAGGAACACAGAAGUGGAGAGGCGGUUGACGAGGAGGCUGAGCGGAAAAAGUUGAUCGACGAGGAUGGUGAUCCGGGAUCCUAACCACAGCGGGUUUUCUCAAUGUCAUCGACUGUGAGAUUAUUACUUCCAGAAAAAACAAAGGAACUUACAAAUUCAUCUGUAACAAUUGGUACAAUAAAGAGAAAAGGGGCUUUAUUUGAUCUUAGUUGUAAAAAACGAAUGAAGAUUUACCUUGUGAGAACAACAUUGGACGUAUUAUAGAAGUUACAUCAAUUGUAUCAACUUCUCUUUA